UCCCCUUGCCACCGCCUCUUGCCGGAACCCCGGCGUGCAAUGGAUGACGGUGGCCUCCCCCCGAAUCCCAGCCGCCUGCCGGAAACCGGCGUGCAAUGGCAACUGGGAUUCCUGCCUCCUCGUCCGGGUUCCCCCCUUUCCCUGCCGGAAACGCCGACAUGCAAUGGGAUCGGGGAGGAGACGACCCGGUACUGGUGAGAGGAGCAAGCUCCCCCCUAUCGGCCCCAGCAGCCGGAGGUUUGAAGUCGGGGUACCUCAUCCCCUACCGGCGAAUGGUCUCGGUUCUACCUCGACUCUCGUCGAAGCAGCCGAGACCGGAGUCGCCGGGCUCCCUGACCCCUUUUCAGGGGAAGGGUAGGCUCUUAGUCGGCGAGCGCCCGUCCCGGAAACCGCCGAUGCCUAAAACGGCACUCAGCGGCUUCCAGACAGACGCUCGCCUACAAGCCCCCUCACCACGACAAGGUGGCCUACCGCGAGGGGGAACCUAACCUAACCUAACUUAACCUGACGAUAUCUUUGAUAUUUUUAAGAAUUGAAAAAUUAUGAUACAAUAUAAUCAUGAUAGAAUAAAAGAAGCUCAGAACUUUU
Messenger RNA from Vollenhovia emeryi, 588 nucleotides. RefSeq lists its product as uncharacterized. The record is from RefSeq and is a predicted model, not a curated record. The transcript is spliced from 2 exons. NCBI's taxonomy places the organism in Eukaryota, Metazoa, Arthropoda, Insecta, Hymenoptera, Formicidae. Bases 96 to 488 code for a protein of 130 amino acids.